Messenger RNA from Durusdinium trenchii, 2673 nucleotides. The record is from the annotation of a GenBank genome assembly. NCBI's taxonomy places the organism in Eukaryota, Dinophyceae, Suessiales, Symbiodiniaceae.
UUAUCUCGAUACAUGUCGACAUGGGGUCACUCUCGGGUGGUCAAAUGCUCAGGUUUUGAGCCGUUUUCCAUCCACCACCACGAAGGGGAAGACGCCCCGCCGUUCGAGUCUGGUUGGGAAUGUGUUUGAAGUUUGUUUGUUCCCAGUCUUUUGGCCUCAAAAUGCAUGGCCUUUGUGGAAGAUUCCAUCUUUAGUAUUGGUGGCUGGUGAAGUUCUUAGAUCCGAACAUGGGAUCACUGCCUUGUAUACGGAUGCGCAACGCAUCGCCACCCAAGCCUCGCAUAAGACGUGCGGGGCUCCGGGUCCGCGUCCGCUCCUCACCCCGCGGACACCGCGCCAUCGCCAUCGCCAUGAUUUCGGGCUAUGUCGAUCCGCAGGGCCGGAUGCUCUCAGGGUCCGCUUUUGUGCUCUCGGUAGUGCACUUGAGAUGACAGGAUGGACUCCCCGGAUUUUGAGGACGUCCAGACAAACGAUGGAUUUAUGGGGACGGGGUCCUGGUUUUGAUGCCAUAGAUGUUCCUUAAUGUAGACCCUUUGAUAAAUAACACCUUCAAUUUGAACUGUAAAACUGACACCAUUCAUAUGCUUUCUAAUCAACUGCCCUGCAUUCACAUAACACUUUAACAUAACACUUUAACAUUUUAACAUCUUUAUAUACCAGAUAUACACGCCGCAAAUCCAACUGUUUGACGAAAUCUUCGUAUGCCGAGUAUGUAUAUGUGUUGUUUUUUUGAACAAUAUCAACCGUGUACCGUAAACGGUGGAUCGAGACGAUGCCGAUGUCUCAGUGCCUCGCGGCUCUGCCGGUGGGCCGUGUGACACGAGGGCCCAAGGGGCCUGGCCACGUAGGUUCCUAGAGACCUGCUGACGAUUUCGGAAAGAACCUAGGAGAAACUAAGAAGCUAGGCUUUUGGAAGCGAUGAAUAUUAUCUAGAAUUGCCUCAUUUCCCCACAGAGAUCCACACGAUUUGUUCCACUCCACACCCAUCCUAUCAAACCCGGGACUGCCAGACUUUUUGCAAGACGAAGGGGACAAGCCAUCCACGCAGGCCUCAGCCAACAGGCUUCCCUUUUCCCUUCCCUCUUCCUCAGCUGUUCCACAGCUCAUGGUGGCGGGUGGGAAAAGCCGCGGCACAGGCACAAAACCUCCACGCUCAUCCCAGGUGCCUGUGAGCCAGGUGGAGCCUUAUCCGAACCGGCGGCUCUCCGGCUCUGCUUAUGUGCCAGUGCAUGUGGAUGUUCCAAGACUCCCAGGAUCUGCUUACCUCCCCCCGGGCGCGGCUUGCACACCGCCAGCCGUCCCCAGCCGCCGGCUGUCGGCCCCGCACCUCCCUGCGGUCGCACACGUCGCCGCGGGCGCACCGGUGGGCGCUCUGGAGCCGGUGGGGCCUUCGGUGCCGGGGCCACACAUACCGGUCUAUGCACCAGCAGCAUGCGAAGUUUACGAAGAAGAAGAUUUGCAAGAAUAUUUCCAAUUGGGUGACGAGGCCUCGAACAUCUAUGGCAACUGGCGGGCCCCUUGGGCGGAGACCGCUUGGACCUCUGAAGCAGAGCCUGAGCCAGUGCCGGAGUUCGACCAUCAAGAAGCCUUUCGACAAGAAGUCAUGCCAGAUGCGACCGAGUCGCAGUUCUUGGCGCUUUUGGAUUCCUUGGAGACGCGUGUGGAGCUCAUGUCACAGAUGCAGAAGACCAGGAAUGCCAUACACCAGGUGCCCGGAUACGACCGACGCGAAGAUCGCACGUCACCACACCUCUCAUCUCACGCGUCACCAAAGAAGCAAGAAGAUUUGCUGGACGUAUCUCAGACAAUCGACACCAAUCAGCUUGGUGGCAAGCACAACUUUAGCGAUAAUUUUGACGACAAGGAACCGAACUACGAGAGCCUCGCGCGUCAGAUGGUCAUGCCCUUCAGUCGUGAGAUUUGUGGCCUCAAUCUGGAAUUCUCGGAGGAUGGCUAUCGUGCCACGCGCGUGCGCGGCUGCCGGCAGUCCGUAGCGAUUGGCCGCGCUCCAUUGCCCUUCAAGGAGUAUGGGCGAUAUUUCGAGAUCGUGGUGACCGAAACCGUGCCAGGAUGGGUGGGCGGCUUGGGCAUCGGCAUCACACCCGAUCCCAGGAGCUUGAAGCGCUUGCCCGACAAGGCCUGGCGUAUCCCCAAGACUUCGGUCCUUGGCUAUUGGGGCUGUGCUUUCUUGGAUGGCAGCGAAUUCCGCACUUCCUGGCAUCCAGACACCUUGGAGACGGGAACAAAAGUGGGGUUCCUGGCCACGAGUACGGGUGAUUUCGUGCUCUUCGUGGAGGGCGAAGCCAUGGUGCAUAUCGAAAGAGCCAUUCCUCAAGAGGAUCUGACAAAGGACAUGCAUCCUGUGGUCGAUGUCUUUGCUGCCACGCGGGCGGUCUCCUUAUCGUCCAAUUCGAGCCCUCCGCCCAAGCCAUGGGCCUGUGAGAGCAUCGCCCCAUGCGCCGAAUUUCGUAGUGACGUUCUUCACCCCAGUCAGCAUCAGCACUGACUCGGGGCCGACUGUGCGCAAAAGGUUGCGAAAUGCAGUUGGAGGGGCUGUCUAGGUAGUUGACUUGAGGUUCUUUAGAGGGCUCUGGCACAGGCUCCGGUGGCAUUACCGGGCUUCGUCCGUGUUUCAGCGCGCAUGCGACUGGAGAAACCUUGAAUCCCAAUCGC